Kwoniella shivajii is the source of this 279-nucleotide messenger RNA. RefSeq lists its product as uncharacterized. The coding region runs from base 1 to 279 and encodes 92 amino acids. NCBI's taxonomy places the organism in Eukaryota, Fungi, Basidiomycota, Tremellomycetes, Tremellales, Cryptococcaceae. The record is from RefSeq and is a predicted model, not a curated record. The transcript is spliced from 2 exons.
AUGCCAUCGACUAAGACUGAUUCCGAACCAGCUUCCACCACUGUAACGAAAUCGACAUCCAUCGUGUCCGAAGGAAAUCUUACACGACAAGGCAAAGCAUUUGUAGUUUCAUUGAACACUGCAGCUUUCAUUUGUCUGGUGUUUUUCGCAGCCUUGGGAGUUGGAUAUACUAUUUGGCUACUAUAUUGGCGUCUGCAUGGUAAGAAAAGAAGGGAGAAGAAGAAGCAAUUGGAGGAAGCGAUCAACGGUGCAAAGUCAGGGAGUGACACCAAAGUUUAG